UUUUGACCCCAUGAUGCCAGGCGAGGGGCGUGGACUUAAAACUGGCACAGAUAAGAAACUGGAAAAUAGAAUUCAUAUCCACCCAAAAUGCUUCUGAUUAGGUGGACGAUGAACAUGUCUGGCGGUCCCCCAGGGGAGGAGCUCACGGAUGAGGAGAAAGAGAUCAUCAACAGUGUACUGGCUCGUGCAGCCAUGAUGGAGAACAUUGAGCAAGAGAGGAUUGGGCGUCUUUCCAGUCGCCUGGAUAAUAUCAAGAAGACAGCGUGUGGUGACGGACAGUCGCAGUGUUUAUUGUGUGGGGCGUCUUUUGGACCACAGGGGGUCACAGCUGUUCUCUGUGUGCAGUGCAAAAAACACAUGUGCAGCAAAUGUGGGAUAUGGAGCAAUAGCAGAACAUGUCCUAUGUGGCUGUGCAGAAUCUGCAACGAAGACCAAGAGGUACAAAAGCGUUCAGGAGCUUGGUUCUUCAAGGGGAGAGACCAGCAGAGUCUGCCUCCUCCCCUCCCUCUAUCCAGACCUCGACAGUCCAGCACAGAGAGCAGUCCUGGUCCAGCAGGCCAAGAUGGCUCACAGGAACCUACAACAUAUCGUCAGCGAUAUGAGCUCAGUGCAGAGCCACAGCAGCAGCAGUCCUGUGGGUCAGAACAAUGGGAGCAGACAGCAAGAACAACAGCUGACAGCUAUAAUGAGGGUCAGUCCUGUCCAGCAGCUGUAAUGAAGACUGAGAGACAUGUGUUAGCUUCCAAACCACCUCGGGCAAACACACAGCAGGUCGCCCCCACCUCAGAAAACAGACACCCAGAGCUGGAAGAGACAGUGUCUCCUCCAGCUGUGGAGGCAAAAAGACAGCCUGUUGUCUCCAGCUCCUUUUCAUCACAUAUUCCUGCAACCAGAAUUAUGCCACCUGUUAAUCCACCAGUCAACGCCCCUGCACCCCCACGCCCCCCACCUGAUCGAACAGAGGAUGAGGACAACGACUACGACUCAGAUGAUGCCACCACUUUAGGAUGUCUGGAGUUCAGUCUCCUUUACGAACAGGAGAACCAUGCUCUACACUGUUGUCUCAUUAAAGCUAAGGGUUUAAAGCCAAUGGACUCAAACGGACUUGCUGACCCGUAUGUGAAGCUGCACCUCUUACCUGGAGCCAGCAAGUCUAACAAGCUUCGCACCAAGACACUUAAAAACACCCUGAAUCCUGUGUGGAAUGAGACACUAGUCUACCACGGUAUCACUGAUGAGGAAAUGUCACGGAAAACUCUCCGGCUUUCAGUAAGCGACGAGGACAAGUUUGGACACAAUGAAUUCAUAGGAGAGACACGAGUUGCCCUGAAGAAAUUGAAGUUCAACCAGAAGAAGAACUUCAGUGUUUGUUUAGAGCGAGUGGUCCAGGUGAAGAAGGCAGUAGGAGGAUCAGUCCGUGGCAUGGCUCUCUAUGAGGAUGACCUGAAUGAAGGUGAUGAUUCAGAGGAGAGAGGUCGUAUCCUGGUAUCGCUGACGUACAACAGUCAGCAAGGUCGGCUGAUCGUGGGCGUGGUCCGCUGUGCUCACCUGGCUGCCAUGGACUCCAACGGAUACUCGGACCCAUUCGUCAAAAUAUGUCUAAAGCCAGAUAUGGGGAAGAAAGCUAAAAACAAGACACAGAUAAAAAAGAAAACUCUCAAUCCAGAGUUUAACGAGGAGUUCGGUUAUGAAAUAAAGCAUGGUGAGUUAGCCAAGAAAACCCUUGACAUCUCAGUCUGGGACUACGACAUGGGAAAAUCCAACGAUUUCAUUGGAGGAUGUCAGUUAGGCAUCCAGGCUAAAGGAGAGUGUUUGAAGCACUGGUACGAAUGCCUCAAGAACAAAGACAAGAAGAUUGAGCGCUGGCAUGUUCUGAAUAUUGUCUUCCAGCGAGCACGGGAAGACGGAUAUUAUCCUCUUGCUUUUAUGUAUGUUUGUCCCAAAGUGCAAUGUGCAAGCGACAACAGUUUUCAGGUGACCAACAUGGAUGUUUGUAAUAAGUGACCACUAAACAACACCAGGAAGCUGUCAUUUUCACAGUUAUCAUAUCAUAAACUGCAUCACAUAAAAAAAUAAACCUUACCUGAAAUGCGGUAAUGUUUGAAUAGAGUUAUUAUCACACUUUAUGGAGCAGAUAAAACCCUUGUAAUUGUGAUUAUCAUUAAGACACUAUGUUGUAAUGAGGUGUGCCUCCACGCUCCCAACAGAGGGAAUUCCCAGUUUUCUGUCUCUGACCUGUUUUUACCCCUGUGUCGCUCUGUGCUCUCGUCAUAUGGGAUCAUGUAAUGUGUUAACAGCUCACUUGUGUUAUUGUGCAUAAUUACUGUGCAUCAUGCAUGUGGGACACUUACAGAUGUUUGGUUGCUAAAACAAUGUGAAAAAAUUCACUUUUUUUGUUGUUGAUGUGAUAUGCAUUUGCUUUUUGACACAGAUAACAUGUAGGUGUCAUUAUCACCACUACAUCACCUUCACCUGUGCAUGUGUGAACACUCUGUCUAUCUUCUGGAGAAAUCCAAAGGCCCAAAAUGCUUCUGCAUGACAUUUUAUUAUGAAGAACAAAUCUUAUUAUGCAACAUAAGCGCAAGUUCCAAAAAAAGUCAUGAAAUCUCCCUCCAGUGGUAUAUUUGAUUGAUAUAUUUCAGUGCAAGGUUAUCAGAGUUGCACAAGCUAAAUAACCAACAUUUUCUGUAUUCAU
Messenger RNA from Micropterus dolomieu (smallmouth bass), 2695 nucleotides. RefSeq names its product rabphilin 3A homolog (mouse), a (gene rph3aa). The transcript is spliced from 17 exons. Gene Ontology annotation, molecular function: small GTPase binding. Gene Ontology annotation, biological process: intracellular protein transport. Bases 88 to 2004 code for a protein of 638 amino acids. The record is from RefSeq and is a predicted model, not a curated record. Gene Ontology annotation, cellular component: membrane. NCBI's taxonomy places the organism in Eukaryota, Metazoa, Chordata, Actinopteri, Centrarchiformes, Centrarchidae.